Fragaria vesca subsp. vesca is the source of this 1561-nucleotide messenger RNA. RefSeq names its product E3 ubiquitin-protein ligase MARCH1-like. The record is from RefSeq and is a predicted model, not a curated record. Bases 268 to 1044 code for a protein of 258 amino acids. NCBI's taxonomy places the organism in Eukaryota, Viridiplantae, Streptophyta, Magnoliopsida, Rosales, Rosaceae. Gene Ontology annotation, molecular function: zinc ion binding. The transcript is spliced from 8 exons.
AGAAUAAAAAAAUUAACCCCCGAAAAAAAAAAAAAAAACCCCAAAAUUGAUAAAGUCCACCAUUUCCAGUUGAAUCCCCUUAAGAACCCUAGAAUUUCAAUUCAACAAUUUUAACUCCUCCAAUCAAUGCCUGCAUUGUUUGAGCCCCAUCCCGAUCUUCCACAAUUGCUCAAUUUCAGGUUUUGUAGUUUGGACUGAAAUGGUCUGUAGGAGCUAUAGCUCCAGCAAUGAGUUUUUCUUUCUGUUCCUGACUCGACAUCCGUCGCCAUGCAAUUAGAAUCAAAUGAUAGUCGUCGGGAUGAUAGUUCGGAGUGUGAACCCAUCUUGAGUCAGUCUGACAAUCCACAGAGACUAUCAGAAGCUUCGUCCUCGUGUGAAAUUACAGCUGUGCUUGGUGACAUUGCCGUUACUGAUGUAGAGUCGCAGAAUCUAGAUGUUAAUGAGAGUUCUAAGUUGGUGAAUUCAGAGCAACCGCAAUGCCGUAUUUGCCUUGAUAAUGAAGGAGAAGACUUAAUUGCUCCAUGCCAUUGCAGAGGUACCCAGAAGUAUGUUCAUAGAUCAUGUCUUGAUAACUGGAGGUCCACAAAGGAGGGCUUCGCUUUUGCUCAUUGUACAGAAUGCAGGGAAAUGUUCAUAUUACGAGCUAAUGUACCUCCAGAUCGCUGGUGGUUGAGAUUGAAAUUUCAGUUUCUUGUUGCUAGGGACCAUGCGUUCAUUUUCAUUAUCGUUCAACUGAUUGUGGCAUUCUUGGGAGUGAUGGUAUACAAAUUUUACGGAGAGGAACUACGGGAAAUGUUUGGUUACGAAGAACACCCUUAUGGGUUUUAUACCAUGGCUGUCCUAGCUAUUGUUUUGGUGGGUUUGCUUUAUGGUUUCUUCAUAGCCAUAAUAUGUGGACAGAGAAUCAAUGAACGUCACUACCAUGUUCUUGCCAAACAAGAAUUAACAAAGGAAUAUGUUGUAGAAGACCGAGAAGAUAAUAAAAAUGCCCCUGAGCUAGACCCCAACCAUGUGACAGAGCUGAGAAUGUUGGGCCUUUAUUAGUUGGAAGUCUUUCUCCUGCUAGAUUAUCAUGGUUUUCUUUGCUACGGUUUGCUAUAUCUUUAAAUGCAAGAGUUGGAAAGCUAUAUUUUCCUGUUGGCUUUCAUAGAUUGGUGGGAUACCACGUGUACAGACUCCUGUGACUUGUCGCGGCACAACACAUUAUCUGCAUCAAUUAUGGUAUUGUUAAAGCCAUACACAACAGCUUCCCUUGUGUUUUCUUCAUGAUCCUGCUUUUCUUUGGCCGUGUUACUUAAAACCUAUGGCAUUUAGUGUAUUAGUUCAGUAAUGAACAAUCUGCCUCUUCUGCUCACCACGUAAAUCUGUACAUGGUUCUCAUCUCCAAGCAAUAUCCUCCUUUACAAAACAGCUAUAGCGAUUGUGUGGUUGUCCUUCUAGAAACUUCUAUACCUGUACUAAUGAUUGUGAAUUCUUUCUUGUCAUCUGCCAUUAUAAUCAUGAAUAAGUAUUUUCAAUUGAAUUAUGCUCACUCGGCAGAGCAGAAUACCAUGUUCAUAUG